Messenger RNA from Macrosiphum euphorbiae (potato aphid), 924 nucleotides. Lineage: Eukaryota; Metazoa; Arthropoda; Insecta; Hemiptera; Aphididae. The record is from the annotation of a GenBank genome assembly.
AUGGGCAAGUCGUCCAAAGAUAAGCGUGACAUAUACUACCGGCUGGCCAAAGAACAGGGCUGGCGGGCUCGGAGCGCGUUCAAGCUGAUCCAAAUCAACAGCCAGUUCAAGGUGCUGGAUGGCGUCAAGCGGGUGGUGGACCUGUGCGCGGCCCCAGGAAGCUGGAGCCAGGUGCUGAGCAAGGCGCUGUACUCGGACAGCGACGACAAGGAUGACGUGAAGAUCGUCGCGGUCGACUUGCAGUCGAUGGCCCCGCUUCCCGGUGUCGUGCAGCUGAAGGGUGACAUCACCAAGGAAAGCACCGCCAACGAGAUACUCGCCCAGUUUGAUGGUGGCAGGUUGGUGGACCUGGUCGUGUUCGACGGCGCGCCGGACGUCACCGGGCUGCACGAUCUAGACGAGUAUGUGCAGGCACAGCUGCUGCUGGCUGCCUUGAACAUUACCACUUACCUGCUCAAGCCCGGUGGCACGUUCAUCGGCAAGAUAUUCCGCGGCAAGGACUCGUCCCUGCUCAUCUCCCAGCUCGAGAUAUUCUUCGGUGAUGUAGUUGUCGCCAAGCCUUGCAGCUCGCGCAACUCCAGCAUCGAGUCAUUUGUCGUAUGCCGAGAUUUCCGGCUGCCCGACGGCUACACGCCCACCAUGGCCAACCCUCUGAUGACCAAUGACUCGCGGUCCUGGGACGAGAUGGACGUGCAUAGGGUCAUCACCCCGUUUGUGGCUUGUGGCAGUUUAAGUGGCUUUGACGCUGACAAGACCUACCCUUUAGAAAUUGACGGCCUACAAUAUACGCAGAGAAAUCCUGUACAGGGGCCGAUUGCACCACCGUACGAGAAAUCAAAGCCAUUGAUAACGACAAAAGGCAUGAGUAUUGUCCAAACACCUAUUGACCAAGGUGCCACCUCUACUGAACAACCAUUGGACUGA